This is a messenger RNA of Leptidea sinapis, 4794 nucleotides long. RefSeq names its product adenosine 5'-monophosphoramidase HINT1-like. Lineage: Eukaryota; Metazoa; Arthropoda; Insecta; Lepidoptera; Pieridae. Gene Ontology annotation, molecular function: hydrolase activity. Gene Ontology annotation, cellular component: cytoplasm; nucleus. Gene Ontology annotation, biological process: purine ribonucleotide catabolic process. The record is from RefSeq and is a predicted model, not a curated record. The coding region runs from base 211 to 702 and encodes 163 amino acids. The transcript has 2 exons.
GUACCUAACUGUAGUCAUGAAGUGAGAUAACUAGAGUCUAGAGAUAUUAAAUAGUUUUAAACAAAUCAAAUAAUUGGUGGAGACUGGAUAUCGAGAUUCAAGAUAGGGAAUAUCUUAAAUAUUCUAUAAUAGUUUGUACGGAUUACGGAAAGUGAACUGAUCAUUGAACUAUGUUAUUGUGAAAUGUUUUGAAAGGAUCAAAAAGAAAAUAUGUUUACCAAAGUAUUCCAACGCGCGCUGAAAUUUCGUCUCAAGAAAAGUUAUCCGACAAAUAUAUACGACUUAAAUCGUUGUUCAGCUAUAGCUGUUCGACGUCCGUAUAGCGAUGAGGUGAAAAAAGCGCAAACUUCUAGUGUCGCCGCGCCGGGACCAACAAUAUUUGAUAAAAUAAUAUCGAAGGAGAUUAAAGCUGAUAUUAUAUAUGAAGAUGAAUAUUGUUUGGCUUUCAAUGACAUAGCACCUCAGGCUCCUGUCCACUUCUUGGUUAUUCCAAAGCGUAGAAUUCCGAGAUUGCAAGAUUGUGAAUCUGAUGAUAAAGAGCUUCUUGGACAUCUAAUGGUGGUAGCAAGAUCUCUGGGUUCAGAACGCGCCCCAAGUGGCUGGAGGCUUAUUGUCAACAAUGGAAGACAUGGUGCUCAGUCUGUGUAUCACCUACAUCUCCAUGUUCUGGGUGGAAGGCAGAUGGGAUGGCCUCCGGGUUAACAACUGAGCAAUAUUAAUGAAACUUCAAUAACUGGACUACAUUGGCUUCAAAAUGAAGGUAUUAUACCUUGCAACUGUGCUGGGACACCUCAAUCAGUAUCCUUGCUUUAAAUUUGAAAAAAAUUAUUAACAUCCAGUCUUGCCUGGCUAUUCAAUACUUGAACACUUAUAUACACUAUACACAGAUUAAUGUUCAUUAUGUUGCUGUGGUCACUGAAUUUAACUUUUGUAUGAAUUCUUGUAUCUAGGGUUUAUAUCAAUGAAAGUCAUACAUUGAGAUUGUGUUUGCCAUCAUACCCAAUCACCCAAAAAGUAAACUAAUAUGUGAAUGCGACAUUAUUUUUUAUUUCAUUUUGUAUAGUUUUGGUAGAUUACAAAAGUGAAUCUACUUCACACUGUCAAGUAAAUCUACUUCCAAUAAAUUUAACAGUAUUGGACUAUUUAAAAAUCUUAAUGUUAGGGAGCAAUCUAUAUCUUAUCUGUAUGACCAGUGGUUCUAGUGACCAGACACAUGACGCCUAUCAUUAUAGAGCCAGUGUAGCAUUUUUUUUAUAUUUUUCAGUUUAAAAAGACAUGACUAUAAAGUUGUGUGUAACUAGUUAGUUGUGUGUUAUCGUCUAGCCACAAUAUUUUUAUUAAUAUUCUGUGAGUUAGUCACAGAAUAUGACAGCUAAAUUGACAGCUGAUAAAAAAUAAAAAGAAAUCAAAUAAAAUUUACGAAAUAAUUCAGUUCAAAUUAGUUUUAUUCAUACACUGAUACCAAAAUGCUUUUAUGAUGUUGCAAUUUUCACUCUUUUCAUCGAAUUAAAGAGAUGUAAGUUGGCAUUAUUUUGUGAGCGAACUGAUUGCCAUGUUUAUUGGGGUUUGUAAAUGUUAUCUUUUUGUACUAAAAUAUGUUUAGUACGAUUACAGAUUUUUAGCUAAAAUUUAAAAAAAUUUACAUAUAGCAUAGUUAUAUUAUAUGAAAAAGCUCAAUGUCAUAUCAAAGAAAAUAAAAUGUGUCAUUAAAAGGCCAUAAUAUAUUUUAGUGCAAUAAUGUGGCCAAAAUAGAUUAGAUGAUAAGUUACAAGGUUAAUAAAAGGUAUUACAAUAUUGAUAAAAAUUGUAAUUUUUUAGUGAAUAUAAUAAAUUUGUAUUAUAAUAAUUGUUGUUUAAUAUACACAAAGUUUUGAAAGUAAUUGAAACCUGCAUGUGCCUUUAAGAAGAGCAAAAAAAAAACAUAAUAUUUCAACAACAUUAAAUUAAGUAUUAUUUGUAUUUAUAAAAUAAUCUAAAAAAAAUAAAAAUGCUGUGACAAUUUAUGUAUGUCAUUAGCAUUUCUAUAAAAUCAAACAUCCAAAGCGUAGACUUACAAUAUACUAACAUAGAGGCAAAGCAGGCAAGAGAAAAGAAAAUUUCCAACUCAGACACAGCAAAACAACGAAAGUGAAUCUCUUUUUGAUUUGAAUUGAAUUUGAAUUGUAAGAUAUAAAUAAAAAUAAAUUAUUCAAUUAGAUCAAAAUGACACUUAUAAAUUUCAAAGAUUUUACCAUCACUUCCGAAAAGUAGUAAACAAUCAGCCAUGCAAGGCAUUACCACCUUUGUAUUUUUGAUACUGUAACCUGUAUUUAAAUUAUAAAACCACAGUUUGACUAUUUGGCAAGCAUAAAAAUAAUAAUCAAAUCUUGGGUUGGGAUUAAAAACGACUUGUGAUUAAUUUUGCUAUACUGAACCCAAGAAAGACAAAUAUCCCAACCAUUUCAACAUCAAAACUGAAAUUACGUCAUUGAAUCAUUGCAUUUAUAGCAUCUUACUUAAGCAUGUAUUGAGCACACACAUGAUUAGAAGCACUAAAACUUUUUUGCUCAUUCAGUGUCGUGUGCAAGCACUAUUUAUAUCAGUUGGAAGGGUGCCGUUGAAAUUAUUAGGACACAGAAAUAUAGACGUGGUGGUGUAGAUGUUUUACUGAGCACCUAAAAUCAAAGAAAUAUCUACUAUAGCUGCCCGCGAAUAAGAUUCAUUUUAAAUCGUAGCACUCAGUUCGCAGCUGCGGUGGACUCAUCAUAAAUCUAUGUACUUUUUGGUUACCUACGGUCUUUUUAACGCUAGAACAGUUACUUCUUGCUGUAAGGUCGAGGAUUCAUCUGACACAUUCUAAGCUUACAAUUUAUUACUUAACGUUGACGGAAGAAACAAUUUACGGGUUACGGCAAUCUCACGCGUUGCCCUUCCCCGCAACCCGCUGACAUGUUAGUACCUACCUCGUCGCCGCCGCCGUCUGUCACCCUAUGGGACGGUCACGCACGAAGUUGUUGGACUAUAAUAUGUCUACUUGUUCUAUGUAAUGUUUAUGGUUGUUUUGUUUUUCUAAAAAAAUAUGCUUCUCCGUGUAAAGAACACUUUUUUUUCCAAACAAAUAAACAUAAAUGAUUACAAUACAUACCUAUGGCUCGAAUAAAAGCGGUACGAACAUUGCAGUAAUCAGUUACUGCAAUGUUCGUACUACUACGUACCGGUCAGCCGCAACCGGUAACUUAUUGACUGCCUCGAGGAUCCCGCGCCGGUUGGUGUACGUUUUCGUACCUAAAGCUAUGAGUAACUUACGCCUUGUUAUGCUCUAAAAUUGACAUCUUAUGUGUUGCGGUGAGGAGCGCAAUUGAGGUGCUGCUCAGAUAUUCCUUAUCCGAAUAAAUACAGCAAAUAAUUUAAAAUGGCGUCUCUAUUCAUAUUUGUCACACAAAGUUAGCGUAUGGAUCAAAUGAGCAGAAUUAGAUAAUAACUUUCAUAUCCGACUAAUGCUGUGAUUUCAGGUACAAGCCUAGGCUUAUACCACCAUGUCAAAAUACAGUAAUAGAACAGUGCCUACUUUAACUUCAUAUGAAGGCAUAAAAGGCGUUUAUUUUCUCAAAAUUUAUUCCUUUAGAAUUCUUUUUGAUGGCAUUUCUAAUAUACUAGAUUCUACUACCGCUUCGGAAACAAAUGGCGCUAUGGGAGAGCGAAAGCGGCGCAAUAAACUCUCCCAGCAUUCUUUUAUUGCACUCUUUUUAAUAAAAAUAUACACUUUUGUACUGUCAUUGCUAUUGCUAUAAAAUAAUCAUAAUCUAGUCAUUGACUGUCCGAUCCCUUAGAUAUUCAGCUGUGGAGUAAUAGGAUUUAAAAUCUGAUAGAAGAAUCUCGGUACAUUUCCAGUUAGAAAAAUCUAGUCACAACUAAGUCAACUAUCAUUUACUGUUUAGAAUUUUAUAUUUAUGUGCAAAACUAGUCUCAAACUGUGGUUUUAAUACAUAUUAUUUAUAUUAUGAAUUAUAUUUCACGUAAAUCAUUGAAAUGUUACUUUUAUUAAUAUUGUAAAUUUUUUAUUAUGUUUGUAAAUGUAGGUUAGUGGGUUUAUUGUAAUUUGUAACACAGUAUAGAGAACAACAGUCUUUAAUUAUAAUAAUUAAUCCAAAUCUAGUAGGUAUAGGCAAUGUCAUCAAUUCACAGCGACACUUAGUAUAUCAUACGUUCCUCCUGCUAUUCUCUCACUGAUGUCAUUGUUUUCACGCAUGUUCUAUUCUCAUACUCUGGAUUUGAGCUCUUUUCUGUUCAUAUGUUCACCUAGGUCCACUUUUCUCAACCUUUCGAUAACAUAUAGAAGGAUAGCUUUUGAAUGUACCUACUUGGUUCCUUAUAUAUACACUCGGCCAGUGUUAGCACACGGCAAAUUGUUCCAAGUUAAGGAAUAAUUAAAUUUUGAAAUGGUCACGUGACUUAUUGCCGAGGCUAACACUGAGUCUUUUGUAUGUUAUUAUUUUGUGAUUCCGGUUCCCAUUUCCUCUUCAAGUUUGGGGAAUAAAACUCAUCUGGUAAUUAGGAAAACGGUACAUUGUUUUAAAAGAUCAGAUAAAUUUCAGUGUAGCAAUAUAUGCCUAUAUCAAAGACGCCGACAAACCGUUUCUCUUUAUGCUGUGGUCAUUAAGCUUUGUUCUGGGUAUUUGGUAGCCAAUCAUGAAAUUGGAUUCUAUUGUUUUUUUACGAAAAUAUAAUGAGUCUGUUUGUGUUUCUAUCUUGUUUGGAGCUUAACGAAACGUUAAAUUCUUUAACCAAAGGUAUUAAUAAAUUGUUAUUAGUAAA